Molecule: messenger RNA, 1212 nt
Organism: Ordospora colligata OC4
Lineage: Eukaryota; Fungi; Microsporidia; Ordosporidae
Exons: 1
Coding region: 1-1212 (403 amino acids)
Source: RefSeq, a predicted model, not a curated record
AUGAAAGUCGUUGCUGAGUACGAUGUAAAAAUGGUUGAGUGCGUAAUGCCAGCAUCGCUUUACAGACUUCCAAAGGCAGAAAAGAAUCUUAAGAUUGAAGGUAUUCGUCUGAAACAAGACUUUGGAUACGUGGAGAUGAAGAUGAAGCUUCCGAAGACCAAAUGUGUAUCUGUAGCUGGUGAUGCCAAAGAUCGUUCUAUGAUAAGUUAUGGGAGUUAUGGACACAAGCCAUUAUCUAUGCAAUGGUAUGCCAAGAUAGAUCAUGAUGCAAACAUUGUUUUUCUUCGAAAGAUCGAUUGUGUGCAUGUUUUUAGUCCGAAAUAUGAAGACAUUGAAGUAGAUGAUGCAAAUAAAUGUGACGGUUAUCAGCUAAGAAAAGCAGAAAGUCGAGAGGAGCACGAGCAUAGGAGGAAGAACAUCAACUUUCAGCUCAAGAAGAUGAAUCUUGAGGAAUUUAUUGAGCUCGAGUAUAAAUUGAAGGAUAUGGAUUUGAAGUGCAAAGAUGAUCAAGUUAUUGGUAAGCCUGAUAAAGUAAGGAAGACUGUGGGUAAACUCAAGAAAUCGAUUGAGAACUCGAAGGUAGUGAAUUUUUCAGAGAUGAUGCUGCUUUAUCAAGAUGAAAAUGCAGUAAAGAAUGCAUUACAAACAUACACAAACUUUGUGCAUGGCCGAUACGUUAUUUCUAAUGCAUUUUAUGAGAAGAGGCUCCAUUCUAUCAGAAAUAGUAUUUUAGAUCUUUUCAACCAUAAUGAGCGGAUUCUGAUGAAGGAUAUUGAGAAUUUUAUUGACGGGGAGUAUUUUCUUCUUGAGGAGCUGUGCAGAAGAGAUGGCAAGUAUUAUUACCUGAAGGGGUUCGAUGAAGGGAUGAAUGUGCUACCUGAGGAAAUAAUGGGAGUGAGAGUUAUGAAUGCAGUUCGAAAGUUGCAACCUUGUGUGGUGGAGAAAGUGAGUGAAGAGUUGUUGGUUGAUGUGGAUGCAGUGAAGAUGAAUUUACCUGAGGGCGUGGUUGUGUUAGCAAAUGGGAUGCUUGCAGUGUGUGAAGGAGAUACCAUGAGAAAGAGGAUAGUUGGGAUGCUUAUAAGCAAAGACGUGUGGAGGAAGUCCGAUGUUAUAAGAAUAGCACAGAAUGAGUUUAGUGAUGCAUCUAGAUUUUUUGAGGUGCUGGGUGAGUAUUGCGAACUGAAGGGGGGAGUAUGGAACAUUAAACAAUGA